CUCUCUCGGCGCCAGCUGGAGAUUCUCUUGACAACAACACCAAACACACAGAUUUGCUACAUACCACCAUGAUGCCCUCGAUGAUCAACCUCUUGGUGUUGUUGGCGGCGGUGCUUCACAUGAUGGGGGCGGCAGCAGAAGACUUCGAGGUUAGCACCGGAGUGGGCUCGAUCCGGGCGCAGGACCGCGACCCCUUCAAGGAGGGCUACUUCAACAUGAUCAUCUCCUGCUUCGCCCUCAUGUUCUUUUUCAUCGGUUGCAUGUUCAGCGUCCGCAUCUGCUUGGGCAAGAAGCGUGGGAACGACUCCCACUCGUUCUUCUUGGUCGCUUAAAUAAAAAAAAUUAAGCAGCCAAUUAUCAUCAUAAGUCAGUCCAGUUUGUGUGUAGGCUCAUUUUUCGUAUGUAGAUUUGUUCUAGUCGACUUUUUGAUGACGCCAGGACGGGGCGGCAUGGGGAAAGGGGGUACGAGAAGACGAGUCUAUCGGUGGACGGCGCGAUUGGGAGGGGCGGAGAAGGCGCCGAGCGGUGGCCGCUGGGGCCGUUUUUACAAACGCCCGGCCCGGUUUUUUAGGUAUGGCGACGGCAGUUGCAGCGCUGCAUCUGAUACGAAGUCUUGUUUAUAGCGUAGUAGUUGGAGAAGGAGGGAGCAGAGAGAGAGAGAGGGUGAAAACGGAACGGUAGCACAACUAUUUCCUCCUCGCACGACCAGUGCGAUUGUUGACAGCAUUUAGUUGGGGCAUUCCUGUUUCUUGUGCGAUGAUCAUGUCGUUGCGUCUUCGCGGGGACUGCGCGCUUACCAAUCGUACCGCCUUGUUGUACGAGCGUUUGGAGGACCCCGCCGAGAGUGUAGACCGCGCGACAAGCCAGUGUUUGUUUCAGCACGAGUGCAGCUCUCACGCGUAGAAUUUAAGCAUCACCCUGUUGCGCGCUGAACGCGCAGAAUGAACGCUUGGGUUAAAACCACAACGGUGAGAGCGGCUCAAGGCAAUCUGAUUUCCGUUCGUCGCUUGUGUGGGAGGCGUUUUGCCUGAUUGUCGCCGCCAGCCAGCUCGCCCUACCCUCCGCCUUGACUGGAAACGGGGCGAUGCUCUGUGUUCGGUGUUUCGCAAGUUUUCGCUGCCUCUUUCCAGCGAAUGUGUGUAGGGAUGUAUUGCUGGCCAUUCCCCAAGUGAGCGACGAGGGUCGUGAGCACGGCGUCGAUCGGAUUUGACAUAGCAAACUCACGCUUCGCCAACAUUUUAGCGAGCGUGCUUUCAGUCUUCCAUGGAGUGGUGCAUCGCGCACUGCGGCGGUAAAAAAAUCACGC
Molecule: messenger RNA, 1306 nt
Organism: Ectocarpus siliculosus
Lineage: Eukaryota; Phaeophyceae; Ectocarpales; Ectocarpaceae
Source: the annotation of a GenBank genome assembly